This is a messenger RNA of Acanthoscelides obtectus, 533 nucleotides long. The record is from the annotation of a GenBank genome assembly. Lineage: Eukaryota; Metazoa; Arthropoda; Insecta; Coleoptera; Chrysomelidae.
CAGACAGAAAUCAAACCGGAAACAAACCAAUAAAAUUGAAAGGAUGGGAACAAGAACUGUUCAAUUUUCUACAAGGAGAAUCAAAUCCAAUCAAAUCCUAGUAUUGCUCGAUUGCAAUGUUAGUUGUAUUUUUUGUUUUUCCAUACAGUGCUGUUGUGGCAGGUUGCCCACAAAAAAGCGUUCAUUGCACUCCAACAGCCUGUACUGAAGAAGAAACAAUCACCGAAGAAGCAUCUGGAAGUUCAGGACCAGUACUGAAAGCUACCACAAUGAAAGUCGGACCCAGUAAGGAGCCUUCUAAAAAAAAGGAAAAAGAGGAUUAGUGGAAAGCGAUGAAACGCGAGAUUUAUCAAUAACAGAGCUACAACGUCUCGUUUUACUUGAACAUCUACAAGUGUUUCGGCUAGCUAAGGAACUGCUAGUUCACAAGAAAAAUAUUAAUGGAUCUGAUCGAAAUUUAUCAACUUUAAAUGAAAGUGCAGAAACUGGAAAUCCAAUUUUCAUGAGCGUAUGUCCGAACUGACAGAAAUACU